AUGAUGCCCACCGCCACCUCUGCGUGGAACCAGCCCAUGCAGCCACCCGCCUACAACGCGGUCCAACCGCGCACCUCCCUCCAGCCUGCACUGGCCCCAACAAGUAAUAGCCCCGCCUCCAGCAAGCCGAAGAAAGUCGAGUGGCCCCCUGCGGUGCGCGAUUACGUCCGCCGCGCCUUCGAUCCUGAAAGCGUCAUCGCGGGUGUUUCGAGCCAGGAGAUGCAAACGAAACUGAAAGAGACCAUCAGCUACUACGCUGAACGAAACAUGCAAGAUACCAUAAAUUGGACCACAUAUCCCUUGCCUCAGGAGCUCAUCCAAGAAGAGCGAAGGAAAGCUGCACUAAUGUCACCCACACAUAAUGGUUUCGCGAACGGUCUCUCAUCUCUUCAUCUCAAUGGCGCAACCGCCCAAACUAACCUAUCUCCAUCCACACUGAAGAAGCGCAAAUCCCAAGACGCUGAUGAGCUUGCUCAGCAAACUCAGGCUACUCUCCCGCCUUGGCGUAGAACUAACCUAGAAUCACGCAUGACUUUCGCCGAGGCACCUAACGAAAAGCGCCAAAAGAAGAAUGCCGCUUCUGACGCCUCAAGUAAGUUAGAACAAGCGGAACUGGAGAAGAGACGACAACGAUUCAAUCUUGGCAAGCCCGGCAACAACAAGGCAGCACCAUGGGGAGCCUCAGCAAAGGACGAAGACGAAAUGCCCACUGGUCCUGUCGUUGGCACCAACAUGGCGCUCGAGAAGAGCUACUUCCGUCUGACCGCACCACCAAAGGCAGAGACUGUCCGACCCUUACAUGUGCUUGAGAAAACCUUGGCGAUGCUCAUCAAAAAGUGGAGAGCCGAAAAGAACUACAAUUAUAUUUGCAACCAGUUCAAGUCACUCCGUCAGGAUCUGACUGUUCAGCAUAUCAAGAACGCCUUCACUGUGAAGGUUUACGAGACGCAUGCUCGGAUAUCACUAGAGAAGGGGGACACGGGUGAGUAUAAUCAGUGCCAGACGCAGCUGAAGGCGUUGUACGCACUGAGUCUUGGUGGUAAUCCGGCCGAGUUCAAAGCCUACCGCAUUUUGUACUUUGUAUAUACGUGCAACAAGACCGACAUGAACGACAUGUUGGCAGAAUUAACCCCUGCAGACAAAACCCACCCAUGGAUCAAGCACGCACUCGAUGUUCGCUCAGCCCUAGCUCUUGGCAACUACCACAAGUUCUUCCGUCUCUAUCUCGAGGCACAGAACUUGGGCGGCUACCUGAUGGACCUAUUCAUCGAGCGUGAGCGACUCGCUGCUCUCGCUAACAUGUCUAGAGCCUACAUUAGUAUCACUCUGCGCUUCUUGACUGAUGAGCUCGCUUUCGACAACGAUGAAUCGUGCCGUGACUUCCUCGGAUCGCAUGGCGCCCAGAACAUCAUCGAAGAAAAGCCCGACGAAAAGACUGGCAAACAGUAUCGCGUGAAGAUCCGCGAGGCUGCAGCGCAGCUGGAGCAGCUUCGUGCUGGUGCGUUCAGCAAAGUAGACAUCAAGGGCCAGAUUUGA
Molecule: messenger RNA, 1536 nt
Organism: Boeremia exigua
Lineage: Eukaryota; Fungi; Ascomycota; Dothideomycetes; Pleosporales; Didymellaceae
Product: SAC3/GANP/Nin1/mts3/eIF-3 p25 family-domain-containing protein
Exons: 3
Coding region: 1-1536 (511 amino acids)
Cellular component (GO): nucleus
Source: RefSeq, a predicted model, not a curated record